GACAGGUACUCUUGGACAGCGGCUGGCAGCGGAAGUGCUGGUUACUGUUUACUUUAGGUUGGUUGCUAAGGAUGCGCUUUCCAGGAGAUGCAACGUGAAAGCUCGCUGUAAAUCUGAUUUUCUUUAACAUGUAUCUGAACAAGCUUGUGUCCGUGAGUGAGAAGUGAAGCGAAAAUGCGCUCCUCUAAGCAGCGGAAGUGCAGUAGCAGCGGGCGGUUUCUGCCAUCUGCGGUUCACAGCAGCUAUAAGCAGCAUCUUGCAGCAGUCAGCUCUUUACUGCCGGACAGACUGAGCCGCAGACCUCUGGAUCUGAGGUUAUCAACUGACCUGAAGAACACUUUCAAUGUGGACGCCUUGAAAACACAGCCAUGCACAAGCGGUGAAACAGGAAGUCUGCGUGACAGUUCUGUCCCCAAUUUCCUGUCUGCCACCAGCUUCAGAGAUGACAUCUCUUCCUGUCCUGAGAGACUCGAUCUGGACCGGCGUGGACUGACUGAUCUGCCGGAUCUGCAGUCUCUCCAUGAGCUGCGUCAGCUGAACCUGCAGCACAACCUGAUUACACACCUGCAGCACCUCCAGAGCCUGCGGAGCCUGCUGCUGCUCGAUCUCCAUGGCAACCGGCUGAUUGACAUGUGCGGACUCUCCUCGCUGCGCUGUCUGCGUGUGCUGCUACUGGGAAACAACCGAAUACAGAGGAUCAGUGAUGUGGACGGACUCACCAAACUCGAUGUUCUGGACUUACAUAAUAAUCAGGUGCACAUUUUAUAA
Danio rerio (zebrafish) is the source of this 768-nucleotide messenger RNA. The record is from RefSeq and is a predicted model, not a curated record. Lineage: Eukaryota; Metazoa; Chordata; Actinopteri; Cypriniformes; Danionidae.